Molecule: messenger RNA, 2106 nt
Organism: Solea senegalensis (Senegalese sole)
Lineage: Eukaryota; Metazoa; Chordata; Actinopteri; Pleuronectiformes; Soleidae
Gene: zfyve19
Product: zinc finger, FYVE domain containing 19
Exons: 11
Coding region: 93-1400 (435 amino acids)
Biological process (GO): abscission; mitotic cytokinesis checkpoint signaling
Cellular component (GO): cleavage furrow; centrosome; midbody
Molecular function (GO): phosphatidylinositol-3-phosphate binding; metal ion binding
Source: RefSeq, a predicted model, not a curated record
UACAGGGUGGACUUUUGUCACACAUUUAUCAAAAAGCAGCGCUGGCAGUUGCAGCAGAAUUGCCUGUCACAUGACUGUGUACACGUACCGGCAUGGACAACCGUUGUUUUUGUUGUGCGUCAAAGUUCAGCCUCUUCAAGAAGGAGCUGGGCUGUAAGAAUUGUGGCCGCUCCUUCUGCUCCAGCUGUCUGACUUUCAGUGCUGUGGUCCCUCGCUGGGGCACCGCCCAACAGAAGGUGUGUAAACAGUGCCAUGGCAAUCUGACAAGUGGACAGCCUCAAAACAGUGCCGGAAGAUGGUCUCCUCCUGAAAACUACAAAAAGCGAGUCGCUGCUUUUGAGGCCAAACAGCCAGGACCAUCAACACAGUCUCUUGCACAUGGAGGUACUAGUAGACCAAGCAAAGUAGGGCAUCUGCCAGCCAAGGGCCUGAGUAAAGAAGAUCAGGCUAUUGCUGAAAGACUUCAGAAGCUCAAAGAGGAAACUGCCCCAAAGUCUAUCCCCUCUGAAAAAGAGAUUGAAUCUCGCCUUGCUGCUCUAAAAGCUCCGAGUCAGACGGUGCCUUCUGCAGAGGAGAUGGAAGACCGUUUGGCAGCUUUACGUGGCCAACCUCCACCAUCCCAAGCCCCUCCACCUGUGCACCAGCCUCCGGAUAAAAGGACACAGACUGAACAAGCCAAUGAUCUCCUUAGACAGGUGACGGACGAGGUUGCCAUUGAUGACCAGCAAGCAAAUCCUGAUUUCAUUGCUCUCCCUGCAGAUGUUGCAGGCCGCAUGAACGAUCUUAACAGGGGGGAAGAAGGAAUACUAGAUGAGAAUCUGGAGGAGAACCAGGAUGCCCAACAGCAGCUGGAGUCUGAAAAGGCCCGUCUGCUAGAGGAGGCCAUGGAGGAGCUGAGGAAGGAGCAGCAUUCGCAGGAUCAGAUCCUGCACAUGGCCAAGAGGUUGGCCCAGUUGAAGGGGCAGGACCCAGAUAAAAUUACCAUGGAGAAUUUCCAGCAUCCUGACAGUGAGGAGGAGACUGAAGAGGAAGCUGUAACAAGAGUGUUAAAGCAGCUCUCAGAAGAAGCUGCUCUUGAUGAGGCCAGUGGCUAUAACAUACCUUUUGAACAGUGUGGACCAAGGAACACAGAAAAGAAGAAAACCUCAAAGAAACUGACACAGGCUCCGGGACCCAAGAGCAGGAUUUCACCAGCUGCCGUAACACAUCAGCCCUCAGACAGUGAUGAAGACGAACUCCCGUGGUGUUGCAUCUGUAAUCAUGAUGCCACGGUUCGCUGCCACACCUGUGACGGGGACCUUUACUGCAACCGCUGCUUCAGGGAAGGCCAUGAUAAAUAUGACAGGAUGGAGCAUCGCACUACAAACUACACUGCGCCAAAGAAGAAGAGGAAGACAUGAUAGUUAAGCUGUGUCGUACAUGUUUGCCAUAUCAGGCUGUUGACAGUUAUUAUCCUUAGACUUGUGCUUUGGCCUUAAGUGACUUAACAUACAUAGCUUUGAAAAAAAGAAGAAAAAGAAACAUGUUUCUCAAAAUAUCUGCCUGCCACCUGUUAUUUACAGCGACCCAUAACACCUCAUUUUAACCUCUCAUUCAAUCUUUCAAAAUGAUCUGUCAUCACGUAGACAACAGAAAGGCUAGCAUUUGUGUCCUGUAAUUUAAAAAACACUAAUGUAGAUGAACUGAAUAACUAAAGUACGUAUGUGUAAGAUGUAGUUCAACAAAUUUAAUAUGUGGAAGAUGUUCUCUUAUUUUCCCCAUAAUGUAUAAAAAAAUAAGUGAGACGGCUGCUCAAAAGUGUUUCUAUUUUAGUAAAUCUUUGUAGCUUCUGCAUGAAGUAAAUGCACAAUUCAAGAUUAAGUUUUAUUUCUGUCACUCGCUUAAAGGCAACAAAGGCUCAUCUCAGACUCUUUAAAUAGAAGACAGACAUGUCAUGAGCUCAUCUGGGAUGAUGUAUAGUCCCAGACAACUGUCGUGCAGUCAGUAUAAAAGGAUUACUGAUGGAUUUGUUUUCACUCCUGUAAUCUAUGUUUGGCUGUGAGUCUGACAUGAUUGUUGCCUGUCGUGUCCUCGUGUUGUAAUGUCAUUAUAAAAGAAUUGAACGUG